UAUAUGUUUGUAUAUACAUAUAUAUAUAUAUAUAUAUUAUAUCUACAUAUUUAUCUUUGUGCUUGAGGCAAUGAAGACAGCUAGUGAGGUUGUAUAUAUUUAUUAAUACACGCUACGUCGUACGUACCACGUUAUUUUGGUUUGUAAUGGAGUAGUAUUGAUUGUCAUUAUUCCCAUGCCGACUUUCCAUAAACGCACACCCGAGAUACAUGCAUACGUAAUUAUUAUGUUGUUAUACAGAACUCUCAUAUUAUAUAAUUUUACCGUUAUACGUUGCAGUAAUUUUUUAAUAAUUUAUAAUGAAUAAAUUUUAUUUAAUUAUUUAAUUUAUACUGUCUAAAUUCGUGCGAGAAAUUAAAAUGGUAAAUCUCACCUUAUGUGACGCAGUCAGUUGCAUCUGCCUCCGCUACGUGGAAAAACCCAGAGCACCACACCCGUCCACGUGUCAACAUCUGAACCAUCCUUCACCUACGUGGCAGACCUGCUGGGCCCCACUCUAACUUUUUCCUGAACAGUCACCAUCACGAGCAACGGACCCGCCACAUUCUCUGCAAUGAGCAUUUCCAUUUUAUUUUAUUUAUCUCAUCUCCUCCCUUGCUGUACUCUCCGGAAGAGCUGUAACAAACACAACACGUACACAGAGCUGAACUUCCGAAAAUGGCGAUUCCUCUGUCUGCUUACACUAUAAAAGCGGCGCUGAUAUUUACUGGAGUGUUGUCAGUGGCUGUGCUGCUAAAUAUCGCUGCUCCAGUGAUAUUGGACUUCGUCGUCUCUGAUAUUCCUCUCAUUUAUAGCACCGUGGCCUGUUUGCUGAGGCCUCCUUAUCUUUAUAUCGUAAUCAACUGUAUCAUUAUCACCAUUGCCGCUUCCUCCAAGCUCCACUCCAGAUCUUUCGUUAACGAUCCUUACAGCUCGCCGUCUCCGGGAAAUACUCCAGCGAGGACGAAUUACUUUGAUGUGGGCGUUUCGAAGGCGCUGGAUGAUCGGACUGGGAGGAUUGAGGAAGAGCUCGGAGCUAAAGUUUUUUAUCCGAAGGAGGUGGAGGAGGAGGAGGAGGAGGAAGACGGUGAUGGAGGAAGAUUCUCUGUGGCGGCCCCACUGAGGAGCGAUUCCAUGGAGUUUUCUGCUCUGAUUAUCGGAGAAGAGAAACCGCUGAUUUCUUCGAGGUUCGGUCAACGGAAACCUGUCAAAGCUAAUCUCGAAGGCGGGAAGGCGUUACGAGUGACGGCGAAGCAGAAACGGCAGGACACGUUGGAGAGCACAUGGAAGGCGAUAACGGAAGGACGUUCGAUGCCGUUAACGAGGCAUCUAAGGAAGUCCGACACGUGGGACUCGCACGUGCACCCCUCGACGGGCAAAGACUCUCCUCCUCCUCCUCCACCGCGGAGGAUGAUGAAAUCCGACACGUUUAUUGACGCCACUUCCGCUACCGUGAAAUCUUCGCCGAGGCGUAGUCCGGCAACUGGGCGGAUCAGGAGGGAGCCGUCUCCGAGUCAGGACGAGUUGAAUAAGCGAGUUGAGGCGUUUAUAAAGAAGUUUAACGAGGAAAUGAGGUUGGAGAGGAAGAAGUCUUUGGAUAAAUACCGACAGGUGGUUCAUGGACGGAUUUAUUAGGAAGGAGGAAGUUGUUAGAAAUUUUAGAUUUGCUUCAUGGGGCUCAAAACUCAAUAGUUCCUCAACGUAUCUGUUGCUACUGUCCGAGUUCUUUGGCAAGCGAGAGUCUGAGACGAGCUUUCUAGAACUCAAGAGCGACCUUGAUGAUCUCGGUGCAAGUCGGGGUUCUCUUAUUGUCAGUCUCGGCAUUAAUAUUUCCGUUCCUUCUCUUCCAACGGAGCUAAGAAGCGGUAAGGAAAAAUCGCCUUCGCGCUCAGGGCAUGGCUGUCCGAUAUUUGUUUGCUUGUCUCUUUUUUUUUUUGUUUCUUGGUUUCCCUGAAAGAAUUUUUUCUUUUUUCGAUGAUUUUGAAGACGAUAUCUUCCUAAAUUUUUCUACGCCCUUCUCCCAAGCAACAUUAUCUUUUUGCUUCGAGGGAAAGUUUUCUGGUUUUUGUACUUUAAACCAGGUUCAAGGGCCUGUUUUUCUCUGUGUAAUUUUACUCAAGGGAACAAGAAGUUGAAUUGAUUGAACAUUUUUCAUUGCGCAAUAGCCUAACACUAUGGAGGAAUGCAAGUUUUGAGUCUGAAUUUUCUUUUUAUAUUGAAUAAUUAUCAACUUCAAGUUUAAUUUGAAAUUCUAGAAUUUGACUUGCUUAAAUAAAUAUAAAGCUUGAAUUUUUAUUGA
This is a messenger RNA of Carica papaya (papaya), 2278 nucleotides long. RefSeq names its product cotton fiber-like protein (DUF761). The record is from RefSeq and is a predicted model, not a curated record. NCBI's taxonomy places the organism in Eukaryota, Viridiplantae, Streptophyta, Magnoliopsida, Brassicales, Caricaceae.